UCGAAAAUCAAUCUUCAUUCGCGUGUGAAAAAUGAGUAAAAGUAUGUAAGAUUCUUUUUAUUUUCUCAUUUUCAACACUAAUGCUACCUAAUAAACUUAGAUAAUGUUAUUUCCUAACUAUAUUAGAACAGGCUUUAGCUACAAUAGAUAAUUUAAGAUUUUGGAAAGCUGGUAAUUGGAUGCCAUACGAAAUGAAAUCAACCAAGUUGACACUACGUUUGUAUUAUGAACAACUUCUUAUUACGUCGGAAGAAAAAAUUUUGGAAACAUUAAAUAUGAAUGGCAAAAUUAAAGGCGUAUUUAAACAAGAUGUUUUGGUUCUAGUCAUCACAGAAAGUGCAAACGAAGUCAGAAAAAUAAAGUUUCAUAUAAAAAGUAACGCUGCUCAAGUUUUACAACUACUUUCCCAACACAUUCCAGUUGCGAAGUACCAAUCUUCGGUGAAAAGACCUAAUUUGAGAUAUCGUAAUAUUGAUGAAUUAUUUCAAAAUGCUCUAGAUAAAUAUGAUGGUGGUAAGGACUUAUGCUAUAGGAUUUAUUAUAAUUAAUAUUUCAAUUGAUUUGUUUAUUCUCCAAUUGAAGGUUUGAUAUUACAGAAGGCCUAAAUUUGUCCCUGCCUGCUUCCUACAGUAAUUUUGUCAAGUUAUGCCUAUUGGAUCCAUUAUUUCCACAAAUUGUUUCUGAAACUCAAAAAAUUAUCGAUAAUGACGUGUUGGGUAAGAAGAACUGAAAAAUAUUUUUUGAUGUUGUACAUUUCAACUUGAUUUAAUUUAAUAUUUGUUUCAUUAAUUUAUUGUUAUUUUGUAAAAACCUAUAUUUUUUUAAUACGAAAAAUGUUUGUCAAAAAGUUAUGUCUGCAGCUGCUGUUAAUGUAUGUUUUGUAAUAUAUAGUUUGUCUAUGAUUAAAACUUACUUGUCAAUUGUCAACAGUCAUUGAUAGUGUCGUUAUUUUGAUUUCAAAUCACAGUUUCAAAUUGUUUCAAAAAUAUUUGUGAACUUUUUAAUAGACCCGCAUUGUUUUACCUAUGUGUUUAGUGUCUAUUUUCGUAUUGGAUUUGUAAAACAGCCAAAAUGAUACCUAAUAGAUACGUUCCUAGCCAGUCAUCUGCAAUGAAAAUGCAAAAAUCAAGACUUGAAGGUAAACCAUCAAUGCUACCAAAGCUUCGUCAAGGGAGCUCGACGGAUCGUAUGUCGACUGAAUCUCGGCGGCCGUCAGCCACUGGCUACCGUUCUAGCAGUGCAGAACCUGGCCGUGGUACUUUUGGUUCGCAUUAUGGUAAAGAUGCUUCUGUGUCUAAGUUGCCGUUGAAUCGGAGAUCUCGUUCACAAACUGGUGAAGCAAGAUAUGAUCAGCCACCGGUGACACCUAAACGUGGAAGCCAAUACAUGAGACAACCAACUAUUACACCUGUGAGAACACCAUCUCAAGAAAGAGCAAAUAGAAGUUGGCAGACAUCUUUAGAGAGGGUUCUUGCGUUUGUUACUAUUAAAGAUCAGAGGCCAAUAUCAAACAUAGCCUGGCAGCGAGCAGAGAACGCUCGAGUCGCUGAAGCUCUAAGUGCUCGCGGUGAACCCGGGGCACUCAUCCGCCCGCUCACCAUCGCUCGUUUUGUGGAUAUUGUUGGCACGUUGUUAGCGCCAGUGUUCAAAGAUGCGCUGAACAAUGAUAACUACGUUGCUAAGUUACCGCACCUCUCCAAACGGCUGCUCUACCCGGGCGCAGUAUCCAAGUCUUGGCUCCGUACAGUCAACACGCUGCACGCGUUCCCACACGCGCUCGCACUUAUAUCGUAUUUACUCGAUUUGAUUACGCAUAUUGAAAGACCAGUUUCCGAUGACUGGCUGUAUGUUGAUAAAGAUGAGCUGUCUUGUUUGCGUCGAGACUAUUUCUCCAAGUGCUGGGUUCGUUUUCAAAUGCCAGGGCAUGAAUAUGAAGAUCUGAAUGAGGAAUAUGUUCAAAAUUUAAAAAAGCACCUCGGUAAUGAUGAAGAGAAGAUUGCUGAACUGCAAAUGGUUAUCAAGAAAUAUGAGGAAGAGCUCGACGAUGAAGAAGAACAGUCGGCUCGAGCUGAAGAACAACGCGUGCACAGCCGCAGCAGCUCGCUGGGCGGGGCGCUGCGCAGCGCGCGCGCCGCCAGGAGGCAGCUCGCCGCCGAGCGCGCCGCGCAGCGGGCCCGCACGCCGCAGCUACACGAGCUCAGCACGGUGCUGCUCGCCGACAUUGAGCGGGCCAAAUUGGAGCUCUCUGGUCUCCGUGCCGAGCUAGAGAAGCAGACGCUGUCGGUGGAGGAGCGCACACGGCUGCUGGACCAGGUGGACUACUCGCUGCGGGUGCACGACUCCAAGCGGGCACUCGCCGACAACGUGGCCAAGACCAUAAUAGCCAAAGAGAACGAGCUGGCCGUCUGGCAGAAGAAAACUCUAGACAGUUGUAUGCAGUAUAAAGAGGCGCUUAUACAUUUGGCUCCGGACUGCCCGCAGCUUGGUAGCCUUGCUGUGGAUGAAAAAGAAUUAAUGGAAGCCUCAUGCGGAGUUCUCGUAACUCGUGCAGCUGAAGAACUGAAACGUUACUGCGCAGCAUUAUCCGCGAAACGCAACGAGAGAGCCAGGGACAAAACCGCGCUGCAGAGGAAACGGGCUGCGCAGCUUGAAGAAGCGCGAACAAAAAUAACUGAACUCAAAUCGGCAGUAGAGCGUGAACAGCAAGCGUUAGAAAUGGAAACGGCACAAGAGAAUACCGCUGCAGCCGAGUGGAGUGCUGAGGAGGUGCUGAUGAUGGAGAGGAUCCAGGAGCUGAGGGCUCGCCAGCAGCAGUACAAGCGUGUGGAAGACGAGCUGCAGUUCUGGGAGGCGCAGGAGAAGAUUUGGCAAUCGAAAUUAUCAACACUCCGCGAGAACGUCGUCAAGCAAAGACAGGAGGCAAAUAUUAAGUUAGAAGAUACAAAAGUUAAGCUAUUGGAACACGCACGAAGCGCGCUUGUUGCUUGGAACACGAGGUUGGACAUGAAUUGAGGACACACAUACAAAAUCUGCCUAUAUUCUAGUAUGUGAACUAUUAGUAAAAAAACGGACAAGCGAAUGUUGGAAAUAUGUUAAAAAUAAUUAAUUUGUUGUAUUAAAAUCUAUAAUAAUAAAGAAUUGAUUUUUUAUGAUCAUUUGCUAUGAAACACGUUGUAAAAUAAACUUUUUAAUCAGGAAAUUAAUGAAAAUAUGUAUUAACUAGUUUGUGCCAAUGUACAAGAAAUAUGUCGCCUAAUAAAAAUGUAAAAUGUAGUAUAAGGUACUGUAACUAUUAUUAACGGCGUGUUGUAUCACUAACAUAUAAUUAAAAUGAUUUGAAUAUAUUUUCCUAUUUUUGUAAGUUCUUACAAAAUUAAAUAGUAUGUAAGAAGUGUUGAAUGGAAUUACAUAGCUUUAACUGCUGGAUCAGAUAAAUAUGUUAUUUUAGUAGUACCUAUGACGAUAUUUGUGAAUUUAAUAUUAAGUAUGUUUUAGAAAUAAAGUAUGUUUAAAACGAAA
Colias croceus (clouded yellow) is the source of this 3519-nucleotide messenger RNA. RefSeq lists its product as uncharacterized. The transcript has 15 exons. The record is from RefSeq and is a predicted model, not a curated record. Gene Ontology annotation, cellular component: Ndc80 complex. Gene Ontology annotation, biological process: attachment of mitotic spindle microtubules to kinetochore. NCBI's taxonomy places the organism in Eukaryota, Metazoa, Arthropoda, Insecta, Lepidoptera, Pieridae. Bases 1072 to 3012 code for a protein of 646 amino acids.